Molecule: messenger RNA, 1044 nt
Organism: Cryptosporidium muris RN66
Lineage: Eukaryota; Apicomplexa; Conoidasida; Eucoccidiorida; Cryptosporidiidae
Product: arginine N-methyltransferase 1 protein, putative
Exons: 1
Coding region: 1-1044 (347 amino acids)
Biological process (GO): peptidyl-arginine methylation
Cellular component (GO): nucleus
Molecular function (GO): protein-arginine N-methyltransferase activity
Source: RefSeq, a predicted model, not a curated record
AUGGAGCCUACAACAGAAGAAUUGGAAAAAUUCAAAAAUUCGUGGAAUGUCUUAGUUCAAGAGAAUAUAAGUAGUGCAGAUUACUAUUUUAACUCUUAUGCUCACUUUGGAAUACAUGAGGAAAUGCUCAAGGAUUCUGUAAGAACUGGAUCCUACCAGAAAGCUAUAAUGACUAAUAGACAUAUUUUUGAAAAUAAGAUUGUCUUAGAUAUUGGUAGUGGAACUGGUAUAUUGUGUAUGUUUGCAGCUACAGCUGGUGCUAAGCAUGUUUAUGGUAUUGAAUGCUCUGAAAUAAUCGAUGUAGCAAAAUAUAUUAUUAAAGAUAAUAAACUAGAAGAUCGAAUUACAUUUAUUCAAUGUAAAGCUGAGGAAGCGGUUUUACCUGUAGAGAAAGUUGAUAUUAUUAUUUCGGAAUGGAUGGGAUAUUUACUUUUAUACGAAUCAAUGUUAGAUACUGUUCUAUUAUGCCGUGAUAAGUGGUUAGCAGAAGAUGGAUUAAUUUUCCCAGAUAGAACUCAGAUGUUCAUUGCAGGUAUUGAAGAUGCUGAAUAUAAACAAGAGAAACUGGAUUAUUGGAAUAAUGUAUAUGGAUUCAACUACAAAUAUGUUAGGAAUUGUAUUAUGGAGGAACCUAUUGUAGAUACAGUUAAUGAUAAUGCUGUAAAUACUAAUUCUUUUUGCAUUUUAGAUCUAGACCUAUAUACUUGCACAAAGAAUGACUUAGAGUUUGCAUCACCCUUCUACUUAACUGUUAAAAGAAAGGAUUUUGUACAUGCAUUUAUCGUAUGGUUUGAUGUAAUCUUUAGUUCAGGUCAUAAACCUGUAAGCUUUACCACUGGACCUUUUGGUAAAUAUACGCAUUGGAAACAAUGUGUAUUCUACAUAGAAGAUGACUUAGUAUGCAGUGUAGGAGAUGUAAUAUCUGGUAUAUUUGCACUCAGAAAAAACCCUAAGAAUAUACGAGAUUUAGAUGUUAAGAUAAAAUAUUCACUUAAAACAGAUCUAUUCUUUACAGAAAAAACUAAUUUUUAUAGGUUAAGAUAA